AUGUUUACUACUUAUUGCAAUAUUAGUUCAGUUAUUAUCUUAGGAGACUUUAAUUGUGCACUUAAUGUAAAUAGACUAACUAACAUCAAUUCAAGAGCCACAAAAUUUUCCCAAUUCGUAGAAAAACUUAAUGUAGUAUCUUUUUGUCACCAUGAAAAUCGUAUUGGCCCAAAUUGGACAUUCAAGUCCUCUUCAAAUGGUCCGGAAUCUCUUGUAGACCAUAUUUUUGUACCAUAUGAUAUAGUUGAUUCUGUUGUUGAUGUGAAAAUACUAACCCAUAAUGAUUAUAACCUUUCAGAUCAUCUUCCUGUACUGGCAUCUUUUAAUUUUGACUUUCACAUAGUACGGUCACUUCAGGCAAAUCCAGGCAAACAUGCCGUCUCAUGGUCUAAGGCUAUGGAAGGAAACCAAAUAUACGACUACACAUAUAAACUUUCCAAUUCUUUGUGGGCUUUAGAUUCCGGCAACAUUAAAACUGCUGAUGAAGUCGACAUUUGUUUGGAUGCCAUAACCACUGCAAUCGAAGAGGCUUCCAAGGAAUUUUUACCACGAAAAUCUUUUAUAAAGCACCUAAAGCCUUAUUGGUCGGUUGCAGUCAAAUACCUUCAUCACAAUAUGAGAGCAACAAGAAGAUCAUGGAUAACCAAUGAGGUAGACAACAAAUUGUUCUGGUCCUUGAUUAAGAGCUCAAAACGAGGAGGCCAAGGAGACGGUGGUACUUGUUUAGAGGUAAAUGGUGAACUGUUAAAUGAUCCACAGUCUGUAUUAACUGGAUGGGCGUCACAUUUUCAAUCUGUUUUCUCUAAUGAUGAUGAUCCUUCGUUUGACAGAGGAUUUUACACAGAGGUCUCUAAUACGGUGAACUGUAUACGAGAGGAACUUGGAAGGUCCAACCCCUCUGACAAGCUCCUAACCUCUACACACGAAGUCUGCAGCAACCUCAAGAACAACAAGUGUGGUGACAUUGAUGGAAUCAAUUAUGAACAUCUGAAAUAUGGAGGUCAACUUAUCCAUCUGAAUCCCGUGUGUGCGCCAUAUAAAGUAUUCAUCACGCGACUGUUGGAAUAUCGCCACGGAACGAGUUCUACAACUACUGGAUUCGUUCCAGAUGUCGUCAGAAUACUUGAAAAAUACAGACUUAAAAACCAUCUACUGACAUACUUCAAGAAUUAUAUAUUUCCCUCAAAAUCUGUAUGGAAGAAAAUAGUGCGGCAUCAAAUAAAAGUCAUUGAAACAGAACGUCGUAUCCAGAGUCUCAACGAUGACCCGGAAUUGGAAAUGUUCAACCAGAUUCAACCAGAUGUGACACCUCAUUCAGUCUUUCAAAUUUGGCGCUCAAAGCCUACUCUUAGAUGGAAAUGCCAACUUUUUGUUAAAUCUUGCUCCCUAGUUAAACCAUCUGCCAAGAGAACCGUACUAUGUGAAAAGUGUGGUCAGUUUUUUACAUGUAUUAUUAGUCAUGGUCUCCUUGUGUGCCCUCUUUUUCAUGACCCAAGAAUUGAGUUCUGGGAAUCUGUUACUUCAUUUUAA
Molecule: messenger RNA, 1530 nt
Organism: Lottia gigantea (owl limpet)
Lineage: Eukaryota; Metazoa; Mollusca; Gastropoda; Lottiidae
Exons: 3
Coding region: 1-1530 (509 amino acids)
Molecular function (GO): catalytic activity
Source: RefSeq, a predicted model, not a curated record